This is a messenger RNA of Lotus japonicus, 1335 nucleotides long. RefSeq names its product ABC transporter I family member 20. Gene Ontology annotation, molecular function: ATP hydrolysis activity; ATP binding. NCBI's taxonomy places the organism in Eukaryota, Viridiplantae, Streptophyta, Magnoliopsida, Fabales, Fabaceae. The record is from RefSeq and is a predicted model, not a curated record. The transcript is spliced from 7 exons. Bases 185 to 1180 code for a protein of 331 amino acids.
CGCGUUUGCGCUUGUGAGCGAGAAACGGCCACGCUUCAUCUUCUCCAAACUCCCUCUCUACAAAUUCAUUCAGAAUGGGCCUGUUCCAAUGUGACUGAAGCUACCAGAGGCGCACACAGAGAGAGAGAGAGAGAGUGAAAGCGAUUUCAAUUUGGAUUUUCUGUUUCAUUGAAGGUUGAUUAAGAUGAGUAUCAAUGGCAAUUCAGUUACAGAUGCAACGGUUGUGAUCAGAGAUCUGAGAUUCACAUACCCUGGCAUCGACGGCCAUCCACCGCCGGGUUCAACUCCGCUCAUUCAAGACUUCUGCCUCACUCUCCAUUCCGGCGAUCGCUGCCUUCUCGUCGGAUCCAAUGGCGCUGGGAAGACGACGAUCCUGAAGAUAUUGGGAGGGAAACACAUGGUGGAGCCGGAAAUGGUUCGUGUGCUCGGAAGAUCGGCUUUUCACGAUACCGGUUUGUCGUCUUCUGGUGAUCUCUGUUAUCUUGGUGGUGAGUGGAGGCGGGAUGUUGCUUUUGCAGGUUUUGGGGUUUCGAUUCAAAUGGACAUUUCUGCAGAGAAAAUGAUAUUUGGUGUAGGUGGGAUUAACCCAGAAAGAAGAGCGGAGCUAAUUAAGGUAUUAGGUAUCGAUCUUUCCUGGAGAUUGCAUAAAGUAUCUGAUGGUCAAAGAAGAAGAGUGCAAAUUUGUAUGGGUCUACUUAAACCAUUCAAGGUUCUUCUUCUGGAUGAGAUAACAGUUGACCUUGAUGUUCUAGCGAGAGCUGAUCUUCUGAGUUUUCUAAAAAAGGAAUGUGACGAGAGGGGUGCCACUAUUAUCUAUGCAACUCACAUAUUUGACGGUCUUGAAGAUUGGCCCACACAUAUGGUUUAUGUAGCCCACGGAAAGCUCCAACUAGCUAUGCCUAUGGACAAAGUCAAAGAAAAUAGCAAAUUGUCACUGAUGAGAACAGUAGAAAGUUGGCUGAGGAAAGAACGAGAUGAAGAUAGAAGAAAAAGAAAAGAGAGGAAGGAUGCUGGCCUUCCUGAAUUUGAAAAGCAAGUUGAGGGAAGCCGUGUAGCAGGAGGGGAUCCAGGGCGUGCUGCUGUUCGAGCAGUGAAUAAUGGCUGGGCAGCAGGACGAUUGCAUUCCACCAUUGCUGGUGAAGAAAACUUUCUACUAAGCUCUAACCGAGUAUUGAGAUAGUAGACAAGUAUCAAAUUUUACCAGUGCUUUUGUUGUUUAUUUUUAUGAGCUUAAAAUAAAUUUUAUUUGCCAAUGCGUAAUUAUAUUCCUCUGUAAUAUGGAAAGGAUCACAUGUUAUGCAGUAAAAAUCAAAGCUAAUGUAUUUACCCUUGAUA